This is a messenger RNA of Protopterus annectens (West African lungfish), 2632 nucleotides long. It is a transcript of the gene ANGPTL7, whose product is annotated as angiopoietin like 7. The coding region runs from base 220 to 1257 and encodes 345 amino acids. NCBI's taxonomy places the organism in Eukaryota, Metazoa, Chordata, Ceratodontiformes, Protopteridae. The record is from RefSeq and is a predicted model, not a curated record. The transcript is spliced from 5 exons.
GAAGAUUCAUUCAGAGCUCACAAAAGCAUUUUGAAUAAAACCUUAUGCUUCAGAGAUUUAGAAAAACAUCUCCCAGGAGAAAUAGAACAUCUACUUUAUACUAAAUACGUCUUGAGCUUUUGUCAGGAAAAAAAAAAAAAAAAAGAGUCUGAAGCAGAACCAAACUGACAAAGAAAAUUUUAUAGCAAGGACAUUGUAAAACUACUGCAGUUUUUCAAAAUGUUAAGGAAGGUAACUACUCUACUUUACUGGCAUUUUAUUUUGGUAGCUGUUACAAGUAUUACUUCAGUUAAACUACAGAAACCGCCUAAGAAAACUGGAAGCAUAAACAUCAAGAAACAGAACAGUUGCUGUGAUGACUUCAAGGAGCUGAAGGUACAGGUUGCAAAUCUAACCAGCAUCCUGGCAGAACUGAGCAGGAAACAGGAAAUAGACUCAGAGAAACUAGAGGUGCAACUGCGGGAGAUUGAACGGAACUACCGGAAAGCUGAAAGCCGCAUUAUUGAAGCAGAGAACCGCUACUCAGAAAUGAACAGCAAGAUUGACAUUAUGCAGCUCCAGGCAGCCCAGACUCUCACUCAGACCUCUACAGAUGCUGUGUAUGACUGCGCCGCCCUCUACCACAGAAACUACAGAAUUUCUGGUGUAUAUAAACUUCCAGCAGAUGAAUUUCUUGGAACUCCAGAGAUACAGGUGUUCUGUGAUAUGGAAACAAAUGACGGUGGAUGGACAGUUAUUCAACGACGCAAAGUAGGCCUGACCUCAUUUCAUCGAGACUGGAAACAGUAUAAGCAAGGAUUUGGAACUCUUUCAGGAGAUUUCUGGCUUGGAAAUGAGCACAUUUUCCGAAUGACUAGGCAACCUUCAGUACUUCGUAUAGAUAUAGAGGACUGGGAAGGAAACGCACGCUACGCUGAAUAUAAAUAUUUUACGAUUUCUAAUGAACUGAACAGUUACAAAAUGCUCUUGGAUGGCUACAGUGGAAACGCAGGCCGUGAUUCUAUGAGGUACCACAACAACACAGCAUUUAGCACUAAAGACAGAGACAAUGACAAAUGUGUUGACGAUUGUGCUGGACUUAGAAAAGGUGGUUACUGGUAUAACUGCUGCACGGACUCUAACUUAAAUGGAAUAUUUUAUCGCUAUGGUGAGCAUAAUAGACAUAAUGAUGGUAUUACCUGGUAUGGCUGGAUGGGAUCUACCUAUUCCCUCAGAAGAGUUGAGAUGAAGAUUCGCCCAGCAAACUUCAUGCCAUAAGAAAUCCUACAUUUCCUGACAAAGAUAAACUACCAACAGAAAACGGAAUGCUACAGCCACACAGGAGCAAAAAACAGUCAGUUCUAGAUUAACACGUGCUAACUUGGUGAAAAACUCUAAACUGAAAUAUAUCUGGAAAGCUUAAUGGAUUAUGUUUACACCUUUGUAAUUAUCAUUUUAACUUGUGUUUUCCUGUACACAGCUGACAAGAUUCUAACUUCUUACACAAUUUUACAUGGCCCUAUUCCUGGAAAAAUACAUUAAGUUGUUUUGUAAAUGCCAAUCCAGUUUAAGCAGCACAUUGUUAAACAAGAACUUUUCUCAUCAUGUCAGUAUACAGACUAAAUACAUUUCCUAGAUGUAUGUCAUAUGUCUGUAUAACAAAAAGAAUGAAAACAGUUCAUCAAAACUGCCUAAAGAGCAUACUCCUCUCAGUAAUUCACAGGCAUAUACUGCACACAUCUGAAGUAAAUUACUUCCCAGUCCAGUACAUCCUUGGGCCCCAUGGAUAUCUACUUAGUGUCCACAAUUACCUACCAUCAAUGUCAUAUGGUAAAGUGAUCUUGAAACCCAUUUAACUGUAUGUAUGUGCAAGUACGUCAACCAUGUAAAAGCACAUAACUCCCUCAAAAAUACAUAUACUAAGAAAAUAACCAAGGUUCAAAAAUAUAACCUAAUGGAGCCUCUCUGAAUAGUCACAAACCACAACUCAGUACCUGCUCAAAACAUGAAUUAAAAGUCAAGCUACCUGCCUUUGUUAAUGAUAUGUACAAUCCAAUGAUUCCCAAAGCUUUUUAAAGAUUAGCGCCAAAAUGAUGAAAAAUAUUUGUUUUAGAAACAGUGACACAGUGAAGAUAAAAUCAUUUAUGCUGUAAGGCACAUAUAUACUGCUGCUCUUUACUCUUAUUCCUGAAAUAUUUAUAGUAAAGAAAUACAGCUAAACAAUUUAAACCACACUUCUUUCUUACGUAAUGCUGCAAGACAUUGUUAUAGUAAAUAAACAAUAUUCUACAAGAAAACAGUAGUAAAUAUUGAUCUUGUAGUAAAUACUGUAAUAAACUAAACCAAUGGGAACAUAAAUUGAAAUAAGCUACAAGUAGUUGCAUCCUAUAUUUUUUGUAUAAAAUAAAAUGUUGUAAUACAUGUAGCAUAUAAAGUGUUACUUGAAGUUGUAAUGAUUCUUUUUUUAUUUAAUUUUAGCAUGUCAUUUGUAAAACAAGAAAUUGUUUAAUAUUACGAUGUUCAGCUGCUUUUGUAAUAACCCGAAUCUGAAAUGAAACCACUACUAUUACCAAUAAGAAAUCUUUCUUUUAUUUGUUCAAAUUGCACCAAACUACUUUACAUAAAUUAAAUUUCUAAUAAUGAAAACUGUAAA